This is a messenger RNA of Candidozyma auris, 1989 nucleotides long. RefSeq names its product Amo2p (gene AMO2). Gene Ontology annotation, biological process: amine metabolic process. The transcript has a single exon. The record is from RefSeq and is a predicted model, not a curated record. Lineage: Eukaryota; Fungi; Ascomycota; Pichiomycetes; Serinales; Metschnikowiaceae. Gene Ontology annotation, molecular function: primary methylamine oxidase activity; copper ion binding; quinone binding. Bases 1 to 1989 code for a protein of 662 amino acids.
AUGCCUUCCGUGCACCCAUUUGACUCCGCCAGGGACUACGAGAUCAGAUUGGCCACCAAGUUGGUCAAAGAUGCCCACCCAGCCUCUGACAACGUUCACUUUGUCCAGUGUGACAGAUGUGACCCUCCAAAGAAGGACAUGAUCAAAUACUUGGACGCUGAGAGACACGGUGGUGAGCUCCCAAGAAUCCCUAGAGUGUUUUACUGCUACUACUACACCAACACUUUGACAUUCAACAAGGCCUUGGUCAAUGUCACUGCGGGCCACAUUAUCACCAAGACACAGUUGCCAGAAGGUGUGGUCGGCCCUUUUAUGGCUGAGGACAUGGCUGAGUGGGAAGCCCACUGUCUUAAGCACCCUGCUGUUCUUGCCGAAGUUGAGAAGUUGAAGUUGCCAAGCGACUGCUCUGUGAUUACUGACCCAUGGAUCUACGCAACGGAUGAUCCAAACGAGAAGAGACCAUUGGUGCAAUUUUUCAUGUACAUUCAGGCCAACAACGGCCACUCUGAGUCCAACCACUACUCGUUACCAUUGAAGUUCUCCCCAGUAUUCGAGGCUUACUCCAAGAAGUUUGUCAGAAUGGACUUCUUGCCCUCCGGUUAUGACGAUACCGUGACGCCCACCCAGCCUUGGAAGAGAGCAAAGCCUUCUGAGUACCACCCAGAGUUAAACGGUGAGCAGUUGAGAGAGGUGAAGCCAUUGUUAGUUCAGCAACCAGAGGGCCCAUCAUUCACUAUGGAGGGCUCUAAAGUUAAAUGGCUCUCUUGGGAAUUCAGAGUUGCCACUACUGCCAGAGAAGGUUUCGUACUCUACGACGGUUGGUUCAAGGGCAGACAAGUGUUCUACAGAAUUUCUUUGUCUGAGAUGACCGUUCCAUACGCCGACCCUAGACCUCCAUACCACAGAAAGCAGGCUUUCGACUUGGGUGAUGCUGGUUUCGGAGUGACUGGUAACUCUUUGAAGCUUGGAUGCGACUGUCUCGGUGUUAUCAAGUAUUUGGAUGGUAUGUUCACAGGUGGUAACGGUGAGCCAUCCGUUAUGCCUUCCACCGUUUGCAUGCACGAGCAGGAUGAUGGUAUCUUGUACAAGCACAUGAACUACAGAAACGGUAACGCUGUAGUUGCCAGAAGAAGAGAGUUCGUCGUCCAGACCAUCGCAACCGUGGCUAACUACGAGUACGCCCUCAACUUCAAGUUCGUUAACGAUGGUUCCAUCGACUUGGAGGUCAGAGCUACCGGUAUCUUGUCCACCAUGCCAAUUGACGACAACAUGACCGUUCCAUGGGGUACCGUUGUCGCUGAAAAUUGUAUGGCCGCUUAUCACCAGCACAUUUUGUCUUUCAGAAUCGACCCAGCUGUCGAUGGCCACAAGAACUCUGUUGUUUACGAUGACGUUGUGAAGAUGCCAAGGGACAAGCACAACCAGUGGGGUAACGGUUUUGUCACUCAAAGAACUUUCGUUGAAAAAGCUGGUGCUGUGAAGCAGUCUCCAUUCACCAACAGAGCCUACAAGGUAAUCAAUGAGAACGUGGUUAACCCAAUCUCCAGAGAUAACGUUGGAUACAAGAUCGAGAUGCCAGCCAGACAGAUGAUCAUCUCUGACUCAGACACUUACAAUGUCACCAGAGCCAAGUUCGCUACCGAGCAGCUCUGGGUUACUAAGUAUGGUGACAACCAGUUGUUCGCUGCGGGUGAGUUCACCAACCAGUCUCAGAUUGACACUGGUCUCGGUGUUUGGGCCAACGGUACUGACGAUGUCAGAAACGAGGACUGCGUCAUCUGGCCAACCCUCAGUUUCACCCACAUUCCCAGAGUUGAGGAUUUCCCCGUCAUGCCAGUCGAAAUCCACAACAUCCACAUGGUUCCAUUCAACUUCUUUGACAAGAAUCCUGGCUUGGACCUUCCACAGGCCAACAACAACUUUAACAAGUCUACUUUGGCCAAUGUUGGUGUCGAAGAGAACAAGGCUUGCUGCAAGAGCACUCUUUGA